UAUCAGUCUUCUAUGUUUGGCAAAAUAAAAAUAAAGUUGCCUCCAGAUGCGACUACACACGGACGGACACUUGCCGUUCGUUGGGUUGGGGUUGGAGUCGGCCGGCUGCCCAUCCUGCCAUCCUGCAGCCCGCCAGCCCGCUUGCCGAGGUUCUCCAGGAGAAUCGGCAGGGGUCCACGGGACUCGUCAACCUCACUCCGCGCCGAACAAUUGACUCCGGCACCACCUGUCGCAUAUCUGUCUGUCUUUCCUUCCGUCUGGAAACCGUCAAGCUGCUGACCAUCUCAAACGGGGUCGGUUGCGCCGUGUCGUGUUAUACUACGCCGCCCCAUCUCCCAAUCCCCCACCCGAGAAGACGAUGAGCUCCCGAUAACUGAGCUCCAUAGAGCUGUGCGCUGCGGGGCCGACACUCAUCGCCAACCUCGUCUGGGUCACGCCUCUUGACUUGCUAUACCUCCCCCUCAUACCAGCUGACGGCCAUGUCUUCACCGGCACCCGUCGACCUGUCUCAUCCCCACCGGAAGCGGAAGAGAAGGCGCAGACACGACAAACCUGCCAUUGCCGCCCGGCUCGUCCUUGAUGAUCAUGUCAAGGGUGACGUUGGCAUCUUGUCCGAGGACUUGUUCGCCGACCUGUUCCCACAUCUGAAACAUGACGCACAGCACGACCAGGAUGGCCCCCUCGUCCCCGACGUGCUCCACGUCGCUCUGGCCCCGUGGGCACCCAAUGCCUCGCCCGAAACCACGAGCUGGACAAUAGUACCUGUCACACAGUCUUCUGCCCUCGCACACUCGACUCUCCAGUUCUCUCCCUCCUCCCUCGCCCUCCAGAGCUUUGCGACCACCCUUCAACAGGUUGCGCCAUCCAAGCUGUCCAGCCACAGCCGAAGUGGAAUCGAGAUAUUGGUUUUGGACGUGGUGGCUCUAUCACUCGAUACAGUCUUCGUGAGCCUCGAGGGCGACCUCGCGAAAAGAUUGGAAGAUGGGGAGGGCACUUUCUUCAGGGACCAUCCCGACGUUACCUCGGCCCAGCUCAAAGGCAAGGGCAAGGGCGCCACAGAUGAGCCCUCUCCGGAUGAGCGCCUCAAAACCGCCAUACGCGUUGCUCUUGGUACAUUGAAAGUGGUCCAUUCCGGAGAUCUGUUUCCACUGCCUCUGCCACCUCACGCCGUAACUCACGUGCCCCCGAACCCAGGCAAGGUCACGCUUUGCGAGCCAGUUGCCCAAGGAAUCUUGUCGCCAUCAACAAAGAUAAUCGUAUCUAGAGGGCGUAUGCACUCCAAGGAUAGCCGUACUUCAUCAGCCAUGUCCUCGUCUAAGAAGCUUAACGGGCUUGCCGAGGAUGAUGACGACACUGCGAACGACCAAUUCUAUUCCGCUGCGGAGGAACGCUAUAGGACGAGCACAGAAGCCCAAACUGAAGAGUCGGAUGUCAUCACCGAGACUGAAGAGUCAGAGCUUUCUUUGGAUGAGCACGACGAUUUAUCGGACGAUUCGAUGGAUGACCUGAUCUCCCUCCAGGCCCCAGCGUUGCCCGCGACAGCCAGCGGGGUGUCCACGAUGGUUGCCGGCACACCGAUGACCUUGGGCCGCGGCCGAAAGACGAACGGUAUCAGUACGCCUGGCUCAGUCUUCUCAACCUUUACUGCCACUACGGCGAGGCUCGACCGACCUCGCGGGCGGCUGUUCAAAGCACAGGGUCUCAUGAGACCCAUUCCUCCAGAGCUCCUACAUCCGAAGGUCCUCCCCGCUGAUGACGAGGAGGCUCGUGUGUAUGUCGACAUUAGCAAUUUGACAAGGAUUGGUUGUUUUUCUGGAGACUGGGUGAGGUUGGAACCUGCACAGGAGCCUCCUGCGAACGGGUUCGGCCAGUUUGGCCUCGGGAGCUUUGGCGACAUAGGCGAGGAGGAGCCAGACUGGCGGCCAGUGAGGGUCUUCGGUUUGCCAGAAGGCUACUCACAGCGACCUGUGACGAGGAUUGUGCACUCCAAAAAUGAGGGCAGACGACCUUCCUUCUUCGAGUCCCAGCUGCAGAAACCGUCAAGCCCUGCGGUCUAUGUGUCGCCUGUCUUGUUGGCAAACCUUGACGGCCCGGCCUAUCUGCGGAUAGCCCCUUUAAAGAGGGGCUCCCCGGUUUUGGCGAAGAAUCCCUUGUCAAAGCUGACAGGCUCUUCACAACCACCGUAUGCUCGCGAGGUCACCCUGCGCCAUGUUCGAACUCCGAGAUCGGUGGAGCGGGACGUCCAAACAGCUGUUAUGGCCGGGGUGAAGUCCUAUUUUGAAAAGAAAUCGAGAAUAGUCAAAAGUGGUGACUUGAUCGCUUUUCCUAUCGACACGCAGCUCGGAAGGACACUCCAGGAAUCCGGCGCGGAUAACCUCGCUGUUGAUGAUAUUCUGUCUUUGGCCGCGUCAAAUCCUACGAACCGAAGACAGGGUCUCAGCUAUGAUGAGGUGGUCUGGUUCAAGGUGACCCAUAUUGUUCCAAUGAAACGUGAAGGCCCUGAGGAAGAGCCUGAAGAAGAUACGUGGGGCUCAGUCGCAUGCAUCGAUGUCUCAAUGACACUCUUGCGACAGACAGGGUCUGUGACAAGCCGCAUACCGGGUGUUCAGGACAGCACAUGGAGGUACUAUUUGGGCCUGAGAAAGCCGCCAGAUCGAUCUUUACAGUCUCCACCGACAGCAAUUAUGGAACCAGAGAAGCCUCGAGUUUCUCCCCUGCGGAGCCGCUUGCGUAAGCUCCUAUCAGCAGCAACAAGUCGAAGGGCGAUGCAGCUCAAAAUGCCCCCUUUGGCGAUCUUGCUCGUGUCCACCCAGAGAAAUAUCGGGAAAACCACCGUUGCGGGGGAUGCGUGUCUUGACAUUGGCCUACACACCUUUGUGCUAGACGCAUAUGACAUUGUCAACGACGCAGGGUCAGGGGGCAGCGACGUCAAGACGGAAGGAUUCUUGAAGAGUCGAGCUGAGCGGGCCAUGAGCUGCGGCCCAGAGUGCUGUGCUUUGCUCAUCAGGCAUGUUGAAGCUUUCACCGCGGACAGGAUGGUAUCGUCAAUGAGAGAGAUCCUAGCCGAUGCCAGAGUGGUCAUUGCUACUACGACCGAGGUGGACAAGGUACCCGACGGGGUGAGAGGACUGUUUACCCACGAGCUCGAGAUGAGGGCUCCCGACGAGGGCGAGCGAGAAGUGAUACUGAGAAGCGUCAUCGACGACCGAGCAAUUUCUCUCAGCCCUGAGGUCGAAUUAAGCAGUGUAGCCCUCAAAACCGCCGCUCUAGUCGCAGGUGACCUGGUCGACGUCGUCGACCGGGCCCUGGUCGCCCAGCGAUCACGUCUCGAGAGACUCACCUCCCAAGAAACGGAUACAAGCACCAGGCUCACCAUCCGUGACAUUCAAGUCGCUGGCGGUCCAUCCUCUCGCGGCCUGACACCGGCUGAUUUUGAUGUCGCUGUGGAAGCUGCGCGCAAGAAUUUUGCAGACGCCAUUGGGGCCCCAAAGAUCCCCAAUGUUACAUGGGAUGACGUUGGUGGUCUUGAAAACGUCAAAGAUACCGUUUCAGAGACCAUACAACUUCCUCUCGAGCGGCCUGAGCUGUUUGCUAAGGGUAUGAAGAAGCGCAGUGGCAUUCUUUUCUACGGACCACCUGGGACAGGUAAAACGCUGCUGGCGAAGGCUAUUGCAACUGAGUAUAGCCUGAACUUCUUUAGCGUGAAGGGUCCUGAGCUGCUUAAUAUGUAUAUUGGUGAGUCUGAAGCCAACGUGCGGCGGGUCUUCCAGAGGGCAAGGGAUGCCCGGCCAUGUGUGGUGUUCUUCGAUGAACUGGAUUCCGUGGCUCCGAAGAGAGGCAACCAAGGAGACAGCGGUGGUGUGAUGGACCGCAUUGUGAGUCAGCUUCUGGCUGAACUGGACGGAAUGUCCAGCGGCGAGGACAGUGCAGGAGGAGUGUUUGUUAUCGGUGCCACGAACCGGCCGGAUCUUUUGGACUCGGCACUGCUGCGGCCAGGAAGAUUUGACAAGAUGCUGUACCUGGGAGUGUCUGACACUCAUGAGAAGCAGCUUAGGAUCCUGGAAGCACUGACACGCAAAUUUACCCUCCAUCCGGCUCUCACACUGCGCGCCGUCGCCGAGAAGCUUCCAUUCACAUACACGGGCGCCGACUUUUAUGCGCUAUGCAGCGACGCCAUGCUCAAGGCCGUGACAAGACAGGCCGGCAAGGUGGACGUCAAGAUCAAGGCCCUCAACGCCGAAGCGGAGGCCGAGGGCAAGAAGCAGGCCAUCUCCACGGCCAACUUCUUCGAUCACCACGCCACACCGGAGGACGUCGCCGUGAUGGUGACCGAGGAGGACUUCAUGGACGCGCACAGGGAGCUCAUCCCCAGCGUGAGCGCGGGCGAGCUGUCCCACUACGAGCGAGUAAGGGCCACCUUCGAGGGCGGCCGGGAGGCCAACGGCGCCGCGGGCGCAAAUGCGGAGAAGCAGAGGCCGGCCCCGCUCAACCUCAGUCAGAGGACGGUGUCGACCGCGUCGCAGCGGAGCGCAAAGGGCAAGGGCAAGUCGAUUAUUGCUAGCAGCAAGGGCAAAGGCAAGGCGGUCGCUGCGGGAAGUGAUGGUGAGGAUGCCGAGUAUGAGGAUGACUAUGGGAUCGACGCCCAGGAGGCCGAUGGAGAUGGGCCGAAUGGGGUCAGCACCAAGAGCAAGGGGAAGGGAAAGGCGGUUGCUGGAUUCCAAGACGGUACGGCGAGUGACGACGAUGGACUGUAUGACUGAGUGUGCUUCAACUCCGGACCUGGUAUCGGUACAAUGGGGCAAAAGUAAAUAAGGAAAUGGCACGUGUUUAUAUGACCGAGGAACAACGGCCACAGAAUGUAACAAAGUACAAUCUACAUGUAUUGUGCCUGGAA
This is a messenger RNA of Diaporthe batatas, 4894 nucleotides long. Its product is annotated as AAA family ATPase peroxin 6. The transcript has 3 exons. Lineage: Eukaryota; Fungi; Ascomycota; Sordariomycetes; Diaporthales; Diaporthaceae. Bases 480 to 4760 code for a protein of 1426 amino acids. Gene Ontology annotation, biological process: protein import into peroxisome matrix. Gene Ontology annotation, molecular function: ATP hydrolysis activity; ATP binding. The record is from RefSeq and is a predicted model, not a curated record. Gene Ontology annotation, cellular component: cytosol; peroxisomal membrane.